This is a messenger RNA of Drosophila takahashii, 924 nucleotides long. RefSeq names its product Single-strand-selective monofunctional uracil-DNA glycosylase (gene Smug). Gene Ontology annotation, molecular function: oxidized pyrimidine nucleobase lesion DNA N-glycosylase activity; single-strand selective uracil DNA N-glycosylase activity. Gene Ontology annotation, biological process: base-excision repair. The record is from RefSeq and is a predicted model, not a curated record. NCBI's taxonomy places the organism in Eukaryota, Metazoa, Arthropoda, Insecta, Diptera, Drosophilidae.
UAAUCGAAUGCAGUUCUAAGAAUCCCCCUACCAUUUCCUGAUCGUUCUAUAUUGCGCUUAUCAGUUUAGUCAAUCGCCAUGCUAAAGCGAAAAUUAAACCAGCAAAAGGAAAAUCUUGAGGAUGAGGAGCCCAAAAAGUCCUUUCCGAAUAAGGAAACUACAAUAUCUGAUUUCUUUAUCGAGCCCCUGUGGUCUAAGUUCUAUAAAACCGAAGAAAAGUUGAACGAGAUUCUGGACAAACUAACCCCACCCCCGAACAUUUCGCACAUCUAUAACCCCAUAGUGUAUGCAUCUCAACUGCACUGUGAUUAUCUGCGUCGUUAUAUGCAAGGUCCCAAACCGCUGGUUUUUAUUGGAAUGAAUCCGGGACCCAAUGGAAUGGCUCAAACAGGGAUACCCUUUGGCAACGUGCGCACAGUAAAAGUUUUGAUGCAACUUUCAGGAUCUGUAGACAAACCUCCGGUCGAACAUCCCAAACGUCCUGUUUUGGGAUUGGAUUGCAGGAUCGAGGAGCGCAGUGGUGUUCGUCUGUGGGAGUUAUUUCUGCGACUAGCAGGCAACAUGAAUAUCUUCUCCCAGCAAUGCUUUGUGCAUAAUUUCUGCCCUCUGGCAUUUUUUAGCGAAGAUGGAAAAAACUUAACGCCCAGUGAACUGAAAGGACCUUACAAAAGGCAGCUGCGGGACUUUUGUUUGAAAACAUUCGAUGAGCAAUUGAUUCUGUUGAAGCCACAAGUGAUUGUGGCUGUUGGGGAAUAUGUUCACACAGCACUAAAAGGUUCCAGCUACUGCAAAUCGGAAUCCGUUUCUGUCCUUCGGCUGCCGCAUCCAAGUCCUCGAUCUGUUAAAAAUAACGAUUGGCCGGAAAAGGCAGAGACUUUUCUCAAGGACAACAACCUAAUUCGCUUUAUGCGAAAUGAGGCUUAA